AUGAAUUCAUCAGCUUUGAAAAAUUUGUAAGGGUAUUUGGAAACAGAACAUAAAUGCAGAGAAAAAUAUCCAUAAAUUGAUGUAAUUGUUGUUUUAUCAUUCUAAGGAAUGUGAAAGCAUUUGGAAUACUACUAUGGAUGUAAAAGAAUGCUAGAACAUUAUGAAUCUGUUUAGAAACUGUUUUCGCGAUUAUAAACCUUCUGCUUAUUAACACAAAGGAGGUAAACCUAAGUAGGAUUGA
Paramecium octaurelia is the source of this 241-nucleotide messenger RNA. The record is from the annotation of a GenBank genome assembly. Lineage: Eukaryota; Ciliophora; Oligohymenophorea; Peniculida; Parameciidae.